AUGAUUGAUAUUUUGGUUAUGAUCCGAAACAUCCAACAGGAAUUUCUUGAGAGAAAGGCAGAAAUUUUGGGUAAACAAAUUUCAUGUUUUGCUGUGGAUAAGAGAUGUGAAAAUCAGAGAUUGGUUUUGAGUUAUAAAAGUGGAAAGUUAAAAGGAAAGGCAUCACUGUUUUCAUAUAAGGAAUUGUUGGAAGAUAGUGUUCAAGAGUUGACUGAAAUUAAAACAGUUGAUAUGGAAGAUUCAAAUCAAUUUACGACAACUCAUGAAAUGUUAUUUGUUGAUUCUUACUUUGUUUGUUUACUUUCAAAAGGUGCAAAAUCAAAAGAAGUCAUGUAUUAUAAGAGAUUUAGUUUGAAUAUUUCACAAACUACGAGAAAUUUCAUUUCCUGUCAAUCAAUUGUUACAAAAGAAAGUGAUAUGGAUGAAAUUCGAGGAACAAAGGGUGUUUAUAUUAAGAAUAGUAUGAUUCAUUUAGAAGGAAAGGUAGCUCUCUUUAGAUGUGGAUUGAAAUUGUGGAGACCUUGCUAUUUGGAUGGUGAAAAGUAUUAUGUGAGAAAUGCCUCCUCAAAUAUUGUUUCAAGUGUUGCAGGAAAUGCUAACAAUACUACUGAUUCUUCUUCAUCACUUUCCAGUAAUAUUCAAAGUUCAAAUUCUGAAGAACAAUCAGAAAUUGAAGAAGUCAACUAUGAAAGAACCAACACUUUACAAUCCAUGAAGGAAGAAUUUAAAUAUGCCUAUGUUAACACAAAUGGUGCUGAACCUUUGAGUGUUUGUUUGUGUUUCCCAUAUGUUGCUUGUUUGAUGAGUGACAGUCUCGAUAUUUACAAUUUAUAUUGGAGAGAAAGUACAACUACCAAGUCAACUAUGCAAGCAAAGAAAGUUUAUUCAUUAUUGAACAAUAAGGAUGGUACCACUAUAUUUGCAGAUGAACAUCGUUUCUAUGUGGUUACUGAAAAUUCAAAUGCCAUUCGUUACUUGUCUCCUCCAAAUAGUGAUAUUCAAUUAAAGACAUUGAGAGAAGAGUUGCUCUCACCACAAGCUCAUCACUUGUUCAAAAUGAGACAAGACAAAAAUAGUGAAGAUUUCAGAAAGGAAUUGAUGGAAUUCCAAUUUGCAAAUGGUAAAGCGAACUUGGAAAGAGGUAGGCCGAAGGAAGCUUUCAGAUUCUUCUUAGAAUCAAUGAAGCAAUCAAAGUAUUUAUCCAUUGAAGAUAGAAAGGAUAUUCGUGAGAUUUUGAGAUAUUUCAUGUAUUAUAGCGGUUCUUCUCAUUCUCAAUUUAGUUUGAUUUCACCAAGUUUCUUCCCGUCUUCAAUUUCAAGUGAACCAAUUCGUGAAAAAUUGACUACAAACUUUAAACAAGGGAAAAUCAAAGCUGGUAUCGAUCAGAACUUUAUCACUCAAGAUAUGGCUAUGAACUUUACAGAGCACUUUAUCAACUUGCUCAUUCACAAGACUUUCAUGUACUUGAUGGAAUUCCUUGAAGUGGUUCAAUCAAAUCCAAAAUAUAGACCUGAAACUUUGGAUCAACAAGCUGCAGUUGAAUAUGCCUUGUUAGCUCUCUACACAUUACCUCAUCCAAACAUGGCUUCAAAGGAAUUUGAUGAAAACAAUAGAAGAUCCCUUGCCUACUAUCAUCAUUCUUGCUAUGAGAACAUUGAAAAGAUUGUAAAGAGAAAGCACGAACCUGGUUUUGAAAAGUAUACUGAACAAUUGUUCAAAGUCUUGACAGAUACUGGUUGUUGGAGACACGCUGCCUUGUUAGCUCAUAAUCUUGGGCAAAGUACUCAACAAGUUAUGGGUAUUUUCAAGAGUAACAUUAGUCGUGACAUUUACUAUGAACGUUACGAUGGUGUGGAUGAUGUUGUUGAUAUUUUAAGUCAGAUGGAUGGUAAUACAUUAUUGCAAAAUCCAUCCAUUAGAGAAUUCAUUUCAUGGAUCAUUUCACUCAAUCCAAGCAAGAGUGUCAAGAUUUUCACCGCCCCAAGAGCUAAUCCACCAAUCCCAGAUUUGGUAUUGGAAUUCUUGAAUCCAUUCCCUCUCAACAUGACAGUUCAAUAUUUGCAUCACAUAAUCUAUGAAACAAAGGGUCAAGGUAUUACAGAUAGAGAUUUGAAUAGAUAUCAUACAGAAUAUGCAAUAAGUUUGAUUGAUUAUGUAACCUUGAUUUAUCCUGUCAAUCUCGAUAAGAGACUUGCCCCUCCAGCAGGUACUGAACAGGGAGAUCUCGGUAAAUUUAGAGGAUACUUGUUGAAACACAUCAAGGAAAGUAGCAGAUACAAUAAGGAAAUUGUCGACAAGAAACUUCAAACAUCCAAUUUGAAUGAGGAAAAGAUUUCACUCUUCCAUGUUAUGGGAAAACACGAGGAGGCAUUAACUGUCCUUGUAAAAACUGAUUUGAAGAGAGCUGAGGAGUAUUGUGAUACUGUCUUUGAGGAAGAACAAAAAUCUACAGUUUUACUUUCAAAGAGUGGAAAUCAAGCAAGUAAUUACAAUCCAUAUUUAAUCAGAUUGAUUGAAAUUACAACCAAUCCAACACUUUUUGAUGAAUAUGAUGAAGAGAGUGCUCUCCGUAGAAUGAUGAGUGUUCUCAGUUUACUUCAAAGAAGAGCUUCGGAUAUUAACAUUAUUGAAGUAUUGUCCGUACUUCCAGAACAUUCUGAAUUGAGGCAAUUAUCAACCUUCUUAACUCAGGCCAUUCAAUUUACUCAUCACAAUAAUAGAACUACUUUAAUUAAGAAUGAAUUGGCAAGAAAUGCCUCAAUGCAAGUUAAGGCACGUCAUGUCAAAGCUACAACCAGAUCAAUAACUGUUACUUCAACUACAUCAUGUCCAGUUUGUGAACAACCUAUUGGUAAUGCUGUCUUUGCAAUCUUCCCUGACCAAUCAGUUGUCCAUUAUCGUUGUUUGAUUAGCAACGAAGAUGAAAAGAAGGAAAAGAAUAGGAAUGUCCAUCCAAAGAAUGGUAUUGAUUUUAAGAAAUUCCCAGUUGACUUUUAAAUCUUUACCCGUAACAAAUAAAUCAAUUAAACAAUUCGUUC
Naegleria gruberi is the source of this 3038-nucleotide messenger RNA. RefSeq names its product vacuolar protein sorting 39. The transcript has a single exon. Gene Ontology annotation, cellular component: membrane; cytoplasm. The coding region runs from base 1 to 2997 and encodes 998 amino acids. Lineage: Eukaryota; Heterolobosea; Eutetramitea; Acrasida; Naegleriidae. The record is from RefSeq and is a predicted model, not a curated record. Gene Ontology annotation, biological process: autophagy; endosomal vesicle fusion; vesicle-mediated transport.